This is a messenger RNA of Nanorana parkeri, 696 nucleotides long. RefSeq names its product vesicle transport through interaction with t-SNAREs 1A (gene VTI1A). NCBI's taxonomy places the organism in Eukaryota, Metazoa, Chordata, Amphibia, Anura, Dicroglossidae. Gene Ontology annotation, biological process: macroautophagy; vesicle fusion with Golgi apparatus; Golgi to vacuole transport. The coding region runs from base 104 to 688 and encodes 194 amino acids. Gene Ontology annotation, molecular function: SNARE binding; SNAP receptor activity. Gene Ontology annotation, cellular component: Golgi apparatus; ER to Golgi transport vesicle membrane; late endosome membrane. The transcript is spliced from 8 exons. The record is from RefSeq and is a predicted model, not a curated record.
CUAAGGGCGCUGGGGAGCUCUAGUCUGUGACGGACCGUGGCGGAAGUGGUUGGACAGAAAACUUCCGGUUGUCACUCUGCUACUCUGAACUGUCCCGAGAAUCAUGUCCGCCGAUUUUCAGGGAUACGAGCAGGACUAUGGGGUCAUCACCGCCGAGAUCACCAACCGCAUCGGCAAGAUCCCCAAACUGGGCGGGGAUGAGAAGAAGCAGAUGGUGAUAAAUGUGGAGAAGCAGCUGGAAGAGGCCAAGGAGCUGCUGGAGCAGAUGGACCUGGAAGUGCGGGAGAUUCCAGCUCAGAGCCGCGGGAUGUACAGCAACCGUAUGAGAAGCUACAAGCAGGAGAUGAGCAAACUGGAGGGUGACUUUAAAAGGUCAUGGAUCGCCUACAGUGACGAAGUGCGGAAUGAGCUACUAGGGGAUGAUGGGAAUUCCUCGGAGAGCCAGUUGAUAAAAUUACGGGAAGAGAGGGCUCAUCUUCUGGAUAACACAGAGAUGUUGGAGAGGUCGUCGCGGAGGCUAGAGGCCGGAUACCAGAUAGCGGUGGAGACUGAGCAAAUUGGACAGAAUAUCUUGGAGAACCUGAGCCAAGACCGGGAGAAGAUCCAGAGAGCGAGAGAGAGACUCAGGGAAACCGACACAAAUUUGGGGAAGAGCUCCAGGAUUCUGACGGGAAUGUUACGAAGGUAAGACAAAGG